GUAACAGCCAAGUAAGUGACAACAUGGAAGCCAGACUACUAGUAAGCUUCUCCCUACUCUGUCUCUUCAGUCAUCAUGUGCAGACACAGCAGUUGUCUCAAACACAGACUUUAUCGCUGGGCUUGAACAUACCAGGUAGAGGUCGGCUGAACCUCACACAAACACAGUCGAGUUCCAUAUCAUUCAGUAAUCCUUGGAACAUUCUUCUUAUGUUUGAUCGCAUUGCAGAGCCAUUGUUUGUGCCUAAAGGAAUAGACAACAGAAUUGUGUUUAACCUACCAACAAAUUAUCUGCCUUUUCGUUACCAGUCAAUAGCUUCUGAUUUAGCUAACAGAUUUGGUGGGCCAUCGGAUAAAUUAGAAAUAGAUGUGAAGUCCAUCACUCUACCUGAUCUUUCAUUCCCCAUGAGUCUUGGCCGCAAAGAGAACUUCUCUCCUCUUAUACCAUAUCAUAACAGAAUGGCAGGACGGCUGAUAGAAACAUUUAUGGGAAUGCGGACAUAUGAGGACUUUCUGUCCCUGUCAAUAUACUGUCGUGAUCGCAUGAAUCCAUAUAUGUUUGCAUACGCUUUGUCAAUUGCCAUUAUUCAUCGACCAGACACACAAAAUAUACCUCUCCCACCUCUUACUGAAGUGUUUCCAGACAGGUUCAUGGACAGUUCCAUAUUUGGACGAGCUCGUGAGGAAGCAAACAUUGUCAGCUCUGGAGAUAGGCUGCCAAUAGUAAUUCCACGAGACUACACAGCUUCUGAUCUCGAACCAGAGCACCGUGUUGCAUAUUUCCGAGAAGAUAUUGGUGUUAAUUUAUUUCACUGGCAAUGGCACCUUUACUAUCCAUUCUCUGGCUUACGAUCUAUCGUCAAUAAAAAUCGGCGGGGUGAGCUCUUCUACUACCUGCAUCAGCAGAUUAUUGCAAGGUACAACUUUGAACGACUCAGCAAUAGGCUUGCUCGCGUCAGACGUCUGUCGAACUGGCGUGAACCGGUAGAGGAGGGUUACUUCCCAAAACUUGACAAUAUUGUAGCAAGCAGAGUCUGGCCACCACGACAUGCAUUUGCCAACUUAAGAGAUAUCAACCGAGAACUUGAUCAACUUGAAUUUGACAUAGAAGAUUUGGAACGCUGGCGAGAUCGAUUUUUUGAAGCCAUUCAAAGUGGAUCUGUUGUAAAUGAAAGGAAAGAAGUAGUUGACCUUACAGAAACAGAAGGCAUUGAUGUUCUUGGUAACAUGAUGGAAGCAAGUACAUUGUCAAUAAAUCCCAGCUUUUAUGGUGAUUUGCAUAAUCUUGGACAUCUCAUGAUAGGCUAUUGCCAUGAUCCUGAUGCAAGACAUUUGGAAUCAUUUGGUGUUGUUGCUGAUCCAGCAACGAAUAUGAGGGAUCCUGUUUUCUACAGGUGGCAUGCCUUUGUAGAUGGAAUCUUUCAGAGACACAAAAGUGUUUUACCGAGAUACAACGUUCAGCAGCUCAACUUUGAUGGAGUUCGAGUUGCUGCUGUGGAAGUUACGUCACAGAAUGUAUCAAAGAAUGAAUUUCUCACAUUCUGGCAACAAAAUGAUAUAGAUCUUUCAAGAGGAUUGGAUUUUGCACCAAGAGGCUCGGUACUAGUUCGGUUCACUCAUUUGCAACAUGCACCAUUUGUCACUCGAUUUUUGGUUGAUAACAAUGGGCCUCCAAGAAUAGGUACUGUGAGAAUUUUCAUGGCACCAAAAUUUGAUGAAAGGGGUCUUCCAAUGUUGCUUCGUGACCAGAGACGCCUCUUCAUUGAAAUUGACAAGUUUUUUGUGCAAUUGAACAGUGGCCGAAGCACCUUUCAGCGUCGCUCUGAUGCAUCGUCGGUAACGAUACCAUUUGAACGGACAUUUCGCAACCUUACUGGAACUGGAUCAUCAGAGCAACAGGCACCAUACACCUACUGUGGAUGUGGGUGGCCACAACAUAUGCUGAUACCCAAGGGCCAACCUGAAGGCUACCCUGCAGAAUAUUUUGUUAUGGUGUCUGAUGGUAGUCAAGACAGGGUGGAACAAGUUGAUACAGACACUUCAGAUACUAGCUGCCUUCCAGCUCAUAGCUACUGUGGUCUGCACAAUCGCUUGUACCCAGAUCGGCGCAACAUGGGAUAUCCAUUUGACCGAAUGCCACGUGAUGGUGUAUCCACUUUACGUGAGUUCAUGACACCUAAUAUGGCCAUGAUAGAUGUGAGGAUACGACAUAUUGAUGUUGUUGUUGGGCCCCAACCUGGAAAUCAACCAGGAAUACCUUCAAAUCUUGGAUGAUCAAACAUGUCACUAAUUCCAUACUACUGCAUUUAUCAUGCAGACAUACUUAGUAUUACUGUAGACAAAAAUCUACUCAUCAAGCAGCAGCAGGCAAACACACACAUAAAAGAAGGUUAUACUUAUGCAAACUUUCGGAAUCAGUGGGCCCUUCUUCUGGUAGAAGGGUUGAAGGGGAAGGAAAAGAAGUGAAGCAAACGGACUGGAGAGGUUUAAGAAAAGGGAUAGAUUUUGGAAAAGUCACCUAGAACCACAGGACAGGGGAGACUUACCAGACAGGAUGAGAGGGAAGUCCUUUCCUUCACCCCUUUUCCUUCCACUUCAACCGUUCUGCUGGAAGAAGGAGCCACUGGCUCUGGAAGCUUGCAUAAGUAUAACCUACUUUUAUGUGUGUGUUUUCCUGCCGCCACUUGGUGGGAAGAUUAUCUAUCCAUUUACGCAUCAAAAACUGAUCAUUUUCAUUGUUAUAUUGGUGUUAACGCAGGUUUUAUAGCAUAAGUACUACAGUGUUAUGAACUGACAUUGAAUAUUAUACAAUUAUUACGUCUCACUCAUGAAUCUGUAUAUUUUCAUCUACAAUUUAUGUCUAACUGAACUCGAAUUGAGAGAUGCAUUUCUGACAGCUCAAUGCAUAUUUUCUAGUCUGUAUUUGUUGACCCAUAAGGAAAUCUAUUUAACUGUUAUAAAGGAAAUAUUAUUUAAGUUUUAAUAUUUACUCUUUUUAAUUUUUUCUUUUUUAAAUGUGUGUUAAUGUCGUGAUACAUUGGACUGUAUGAAAGUGUCAUACCAAAGAAACCAACAAAAUUGUCAUCUCCACCCAGAUGUUAUGAAUAAAUAUAUUUAUUAAAAACAA
Schistocerca gregaria is the source of this 3126-nucleotide messenger RNA. RefSeq names its product phenoloxidase 2-like. Bases 24 to 2273 code for a protein of 749 amino acids. Gene Ontology annotation, molecular function: oxidoreductase activity. The transcript has 13 exons. The record is from RefSeq and is a predicted model, not a curated record. Lineage: Eukaryota; Metazoa; Arthropoda; Insecta; Orthoptera; Acrididae.